Messenger RNA from Thamnophis sirtalis, 2297 nucleotides. NCBI's taxonomy places the organism in Eukaryota, Metazoa, Chordata, Lepidosauria, Squamata, Natricidae. The record is from RefSeq and is a predicted model, not a curated record.
GGGAGAAACAAUGGCCCACUGGACCUUGAAGGGGAAUCAGAGCCCCAGCACCGACAGCAACCAGCCCAUGGGACAUGGACACACUGGGGCAGCUGGAGUGCUUGUUCCAGUACCUGCGGGGACGGCGUCUCCUUCCGGAUCCGGAGGUGUAUCAGCUGCCAACCUCUGUGACCUUAACUGCCUGGCGAUGGGGCACAAUUUUUACUACAGCUUUGGCCGAGUCCUGGAUGGGACCCCCUGCAGCCCAGCAUCGCCAGAACUCUGCAUCAGCGGCCGCUGCGUGAGAGCCGGCUGCGAUGGGGUCCUGGGCUCCGAGGCAUGGGCCGAUGCCUGUGGUGUCUGUGGGGGCAGGAACGAGUCCUGCGUCUUCAUCCAGGAAGCCAUCCGGGCGGCGGUUCCCGCCUCUGAUCCCUCUGGGUACAGGAACGUGACCCAGAUCCCGGCUGGAGCCAGAGAGAUCAGGGUGAUGGACAACAGCCGCAACUAUCUCGCCCUGAUGGACGCAAGCCAGCAUUAUGUCCUCAGUGGGGAGUGGGCCGUGGAUCAGCCAGGCGCAUUCAAGGCAGCAGGCACCCAGUGGCAUUACACUCGCACGGUUAAUGGGCACGAAACCCUUGAGGCAGCCGGACCCACAAGCCAGGAUCUGUUUGUCAUGGUCCUUUUUCAGGAGGAGAAUCUCAGCAUAGAUUACCAGUACUGGGGGCCAAGGAAGCAGACCGUCCACCGUGCACAGGGGGAGGAGGCCCGUGCUCUGCGCCAGCCCCAGGCCAGGGAGGUAGAGGCCCAGCACACACAAGAGCCUGCAGACUUUCCUGAAGCCACAGCAGCGAUGCGCCAUUUCACCAAGGCCCAGGAGAUGGCCAAGGAGGCACCGCGGAAGGUCACCCCAGCACCCCUGAGGACUCCUACAGCGCCAGGACCCUGCGGGAAGUGCGAGCCGCCGAGAGGGAAGUCGCAACGCCUCCACCACUACUGCAACAGCGACUUCGUCUUCCGCGCACGGAUCCUCUCGAAGCGCUACGUGGGCUCCGAGACACGCUACGACCUGCAGGUGCUGCAGACGUACCGCAACCGCUUCCCGCUGCGCUCGCGUGAGUACCUCUGGGUGCCCAACACCUGUGACUGCCCCCACCUGCUGGAGCGGCGCGAGUACCUGCUCAUGGCGCGGAACCACGUCAACUUCGAGCAGACCCUCAACCGUCUCCUGUUGCAGCGCGGCGGCUAUGCCCGGCCCUGGUCGCCCCGUGAAGACUUGCUGCUUCGCGACGCCGCCCCGCGUUGCCGGCCCGGCCCUCCGGCCUGAGAGCCUCCGCCCGCUGAAGGGAGCCCCGCGACUAUUGAACGCGUCACGGAUGCCCAGUUUGCCCUGCCUGGCAGGAAAGCGUAGACGCCAAACUCCGCUGCCGAUGCGCUGGCCUUCUGACCGACCGUGCCGGCACAUCCUGCUGCCGUCGAAGCACAUCCAAGCCGGGCGACUCCGAGAGGCUCUCCUGGCCCGCAGGGACCAAGCAAAAGGGGUCUGAUGGAUCAUCCCCGUGAUCGUCCCCCGCAAGCGCCUCUAAGCCCCAGGCGCCCAGUGGCCUCCGCCGUUUGGCUCCCUUGGCCCAUGCUGCCCCCGGGUGGAGUGGGCGUUUCCCGCCGCCUCGUGGGUAUUCUUGCGCCAGCCCCUCGGUCUGAAGGAGAGACCUGACCCCGGACACCAACGGAAAGGAGGCGCUCCCAUCCUGGUUAGCGAUGGUAUUUUUUAUUUUUUAUUAAAUAACAUUGAAAGAAACCCCGCCCUCAAUUUUUCAUCCAUUUUUCUUUGACUCAGAGGCCUUUUAAAAUUACAUACAAUAACUCAACAUUAUCCAAGGCCCGGGGUUCCACAAAUGAACAGAUUCUGUCAUCUCUGCGCUGAAGGUGUUACCUCGUUGCCUUAGCGAGUCCUGAGUGGGUGUCGUUGUGGAUGAACAGUUUACCCGUCCUUCUCUUGCCAGCGUUACGUGGCCCCCGUUCCGUGUAGGGCUCACCCCGUGUUUCUCCUGUCUGUAUGGAAGCCACCUGGAGUGCCUUAUUUUGCACACCGUUUACAUUCCAACUUAGUAUCCCUCUUAACUUUCAGAUGGAGAUAAUUUAAGUUUAAAAUAAAUGUAUUCAUAAACCAUAAGUAAUAAACCAACUCAAAUGUCACUAUUAAAGAUUUAUAAAUGCAUGACACAAAUAAAUAGGUGGUCAAACCAAUGACUUAAAAACAUGCCUAAAACAGAUGAUGUCACCUUGUUGGAUAAUGAAACAUUUGAAAAAAAAAAAAAAAA